Vicugna pacos (alpaca) is the source of this 4007-nucleotide messenger RNA. The record is from RefSeq and is a predicted model, not a curated record. Lineage: Eukaryota; Metazoa; Chordata; Mammalia; Artiodactyla; Camelidae.
CCUAAUUACUCUCCCCAAAAGCAAAACAAACAAAAAAGUAAUAAAAUAAAAAUUGCAGGGUCUGAGCCGAGCCAAGGGGAGUCUCAGCACUGAAUCCUACAGGACAACAGGACUGCUGGUCGGCAAGCACUGUCUGUCCUAGUGGGGAAACAACAGAGGAUAAGGCUGCCACGGCCCCCUGCUCCCGGGGAAGCUUGCUCAGGCGGGGUGGGGGGAGACAGCACAGUCACAGAGAGAGAGGGAGACAUGAGGCACUCUGGGGAGUGAGAAUUGCUGAGAAGAAAGGGACAUAAAGUAACGGCGUUGGUGCAGUGGGCACAGGAGGGCUGCCGGCCAGGACCAUGGGAGGGCACACCUGGCAGAAGCUGGGCCUGGCUGGGCAGAGUGAGCAAGGGAAGAGGCAGGUGCAGGUCCAGGGGCCAUGGGGUCAGGGCUCACACGGCUCUGCGGGGAAAGGACACACACCCGCAGGGCGUGGGGCCCCACGGAGCGGGGCUGGGACCUGUGCCUUGUGCUCCCAUGAGGGUGUGCCCUGGGGGUGGCUUGAGGUCAUGGAGAUGGUACCCUCUUCCAGGGACCGGGAGAUGGUGAUGCUUUUACUGUAAAUGCACCAGGAGCUGGAGAAGUGGGUCACACCUGGACCGGGGAGAUGAGCUCUGUGCUUCCGGAACCCUCUGGGUGGAGAGUGGGUGGUGGGGAGGGAAGGCAGGAGGCGGAGCAGACCUGGGGGGCCGGGGAGGUGGACAGACUCCGGGUGCACUCUGCAGGUGGGGCGGCGAGCUUGGGUGUGCUUGCCGUGGGGCGCCUCCUGAUUGUCUGCCCCCACCUUCCGUGUAGACCCAGGGCCAAUCUGGAUCCCAGCCAUUCUUUCAUUCCGGAAAUAGAUUUUGAGCAGGAUUUCCUGCCACAUGGAGGGGUGCGUGGUCAUCCUGCCGAGGUCAAAGCUUUUGGAUGAAAAUAAACCAUGCCGUAAAAAAAACCCGAGUUCCCCCUGAGAUCUAGAUACCAGACAUGUAGUCAGACAGCCCAGCUGCCUAGUAGACUGGUUUCUCCAUUUGCCGAGUGUGUCACAGAAGGUAAGCCCGUCCCCCGGCUCAAGGGGGUGGGGCCCAAGCCGGCUGCAGGGCAGAGCCCCCCACCCCCUGCUCCCCACGGGGCCGCGCCCUCUCCGUGGAGGGUGCACUUGGGAGGGAGGGUCUCCCCCUCCCGCGCGCAGCAGAUACUCGGGGACAUGUGUCUGCGGUCUUACUUCCCCGGCCAGCUGUGCUUCCAGGCGAAAAACACAAAACCCAGAAACCUUUCCAGAACUUGUAGGCGGGUUUCAGCAACGGCAGAGGGCGGCUCACAGACAACAGCUGUCUCUCGCCCGCAGGUCAGCCGCGUGGAGCGGGAGAAGAACCAGGAGCUGCGGCAGGUGCGGGAGCACGAGCAGCACAAGAACGCCGUCCUGCUCACGGAGCUCAAGAGCAAGCUGCACGAGGAGAAGAUGAAGGAGCUGCAGGCCGUGCGGGAGACGCUGCUGCGGCAGCACGAGGCCGAGCUGCUGCGCGUCAUCAAGAUGAAGGACCACGAGAACCAGCGGCUGCAGGCGCUGCUGCACGCGCUGCGCGACGGCGCCCCCGACCGGCUGCGCACGGUGCUGCUGACCGAGGCCAAGGAGGAGGCCAAGAAGGGCUUCGAGGUGGAGAAGGUGAAGAUGCAGCAGGAGAUCUCCGAGCUGAAGGGGGCCAAGAGGCAGGUGGAGGAGGCGCUGACCAUGGUCAUCCAGGCGGACAAGAUCAAGGCGGCGGAGAUCCGGAGCGUGUACCACCUGCACCGGGAGGAGCUCUCCCGCAUCAAGAAGGAGUGCGAGCGCGAGAUCCGCCGGCUGAUGGAGGAGAUAAAAUUUAAAGACAGAGCAGUCUUCGUGCUGGAGAGAGAGUUAGGGCUCCAAGCCGGGCAUGCUCAGAGACUGCAGCUCCAAAAAGAGGCUCUAGAUGAGCAGCUGUCCCAGGGCAGAGAGACGGGUCGGCACCCGGGCAGCCCCAGACGGGAGCUUCCUCAGGCCAGCGGUGCAGGAGACGCCUCCGACCACUCGGGAAGCCCUGAACAGCAGUUGGAUGAAAAGGAUGCUCGGCGCUUCCAGCUUAAGAUCGCAGAGCUUAGCGCCAUCAUUCGGAAGCUGGAGGACCGCAAUGCCUUGCUGUCAGAGGAGAGAAAUGAGCUGUUAAAGCGUGUAAGAGAAGCUGAAAGUCAGUACAAGCCAUUGCUGGAUAAAAACAAACGCCUCAGUCGCAAAAAUGAAGAUCUGUCCCACACGCUACGUCGAAUGGAAAACAAGUUAAAGUUUGUCACGCAGGAGAACAUGGAGAUGAGACAAAGAGCUGGAAUCAUAAGGAGACCCAGUUCCUUAAACGACCUGGAUCAAAGUCAGGAUGAAAGAGAAGUUGACUUCUUGAAACUCCAGAUCGUGGAGCAGCAGAACCUCAUAGAUGAACUCUCUAAGACCCUGGAGACGGCCGGCUACGUGAAGAGCGUGUUAGAGCGUGAUAAGCUUUUAAGAUUGCGGAAACAAAGAAAGAAAAUGGCGAAACUCCCCAAGCCGGUGCUCGUGGAGACCGCCUUUGGCUACGAUGAAGAGGCCUCCCUGGAGUCUGACGGCUCGUCCAUCUCUUACCAAACGGACAGGACGGACCAGACCCCGUGCACCCCCGACGACGACCUGGAGGAGGGCAUGGCCAAGGAGGAGACGGAGCUGAGGUUCCGGCAGCUGACCAUGGAGUACCAGGCGCUGCAGCGGGCCUACGCCUUGCUGCAGGAGCAGGUCGGAGGGACGCUGGACGCAGAGCGAGAAGUUAAGACCCGUGAGCAGCUACAGGCAGACGUGCAGAGGGCGCAGACGCGGAUAGAGGACCUGGAGAAGACGCUGGCAGAGCAGGGGCAGGAUAUGAAGUGGAUUGAAGAGAAGCAGGCGUUGUACCGGAGAAACCAAGAGCUCAUCGAGAAGAUUAAACAAAUGGAGACAGAAGAGGCUCGGUUAAAACACGAGGUCCAGGAUGCGAAAGACCAAAACGAGCUGCUGGAGUUCCGGAUCUUGGAGCUGGAGGAGAGGGAGAGGAAGUCGCCUGCCAUCAACUUCCACCACACCCCCUUCGUGGAGGGGCUGUCCCACAACUUGGGACCCAGCAGUGGGGGCAGCCCAGCCCCCACCCUGGUGCUGAUGCAGGUGGCACAUCCUCUGAGGCUGCCCCCUGGCUCCAAAGCCAGAGUCAUUCUGCCUAGAAGGACUGCCCAGUCAGCCCCACUUUUCACCCAUCGUUCAGCCCCACCACCCCCGAAGGCACUUCCCCUGACUAUACGUGUACUCUGCUUUUGGGUGCAGAAUCUGACCAAUGAGGAGCAAGUGGUCGUCAUACAAGCCAGGACAGUCCUGACCUUGGCGGAAAAGUGGCUCCAGCAGAUCGAAGAGACGGAGUCGGCCCUGCAGCGGAAGAUGGUUGACCUGGAGAGCGAGAAGGAGCUGUUCAGUAAACAGAAGGGCUACCUGGACGAGGAGCUGGACUACAGAAAACAGUCCUUGGACCACGCUCACAAGCACAUCCUGGAGCUGGAAGCCAUGCUGUACGACGCCCUGCAGCAGGAGGCCGGGGCCAAGGUGGCAGAGCUGCUGUCGGAGGAGGAGCGCGAGAAGCUCAGGGUGGCCGUGGAGCAGUGGAAGCGCCAGGUCAUGAGUGAGCUGCGUGAGCGCGAUGCCCAGAUCCUGCGGGAGCGCAUGGAGCUGCUGCAGCUGGCGCAGCAGAGAAUUAAAGAAUUAGAAGAAAGAAUAGAAGCUCAGAAGAGACAGAUAAAGGAACUGGAGGAAAAGUUUCUAUUUUUGUUCUUAUUUUUCUCCUUAGCUUUCAUUCUCUGGUCAUAGCUCGCCUGGGUGCCCUGACGUGCCCCCAGAGGAGCCGGACCCCUUUCCUCCAGCUGGACCGGAGAGCAGCGGGCGCCUGGGAGGCAGAACGAGACACUGUGUCUCAUCCCUG